AAAGAGCGUCGCGGGGCUGGACGAGGGCCCGUGCGCCCGCCUUCGUCCUCCCUCUCCGUCUGCUUCGGCAGGCGGAGCCCGCACUUCCGCGGGGCGGAGCCCGUCCAGUGCUGACGUUGGCAGCCAAAUCCGAAGUAGUUCGAGGCUACGGACAGCGCUGCCCGGUUGUUGCGUUGCAUUUCCUUCCUCUUUCACUCCACGCUCCCGGCGGCGGCCAGAGCGGCGGUGCAAGACUAUCCCGGCGGCCUGCUGUCGUCCCGCGCGCCCGCCUCUCGGCCGGCCAGUCCGGCGUCGUCAGUCGGCGCCCCGCGCCCGGCUAGCCCUCGUCUAGCCCAGGCCCAGUGGCCGGAUCUAGCGCCCCGCCUGAGAGCCUCCAAGCUCCGGCGGCGCAGGCACCAGGAGCAGAGCGUCGCGGCGGCCCAAGGAGAGGCGAGCGAGCGCGUCCAAGGGGUGGCUGGGGCAGGUGGUGGCGCCGCGAAGAUGGUCGCCAAGCAGCGAAUCCGUAUGGCCAACGAGAAGCACAGCAAGAACAUCACCCAGCGCGGCAACGUCGCCAAGACCUCGAGAAAUGCUCCCGAAGAGAAGGCGUCUGUAGGACCCUGGUUAUUGGCUCUCUUCAUUUUUGUUGUUUGUGGUUCUGCAAUUUUCCAGAUUAUUCAAAGUAUCAGGAUGGGCAUGUGAAGUGACUGACCUUAAGGUGUUUCCAUUCUCCUGUGAAUUUUAACUUGAACUCAUUCCUGAUGUUUGAUACCCUGGUUAAAAACAAUUCAGUAAAGCAUCCUGCCUCAGAAUGACUUUCCAUAUCAUCCUUCAUUUGUCAUUCCAAGGUUUCUUCACGAGUCAUUCCAAGUUUUCUAGUCCAUACCACAGUGCCUUGCAAAAGCACCACAUGAAUAAAGCAAUAAAAUUCGAUUGUUAAGCUACAGUAGUGGACCCUACUUAUUCAGUCAGUAAAGAGUAAAUUUUUUUUAAUGUGGUUAUUAAAACAGUAUCCAGUAUAGAUAAUUAGAUUAAGUCUAUGUAGACAGGGUCUAGAUUUUGUUAACCCUAAUGUGUAAAUGCAAUUAGCUUAAUUUAAAAUUUGGAGUUUGGUUUUUAUAUAGCUAGGCACUUUAUUACUGUAUCUUGAAUUGAAAGCACACUCCCAUAUAAGGUCAUGUUAACUGUCCUGUAAUAAAGUGCUUUUAAUGGAACAACUACACAGCCUAGUUUUCCCAUAAUCUUUAGCACCUAAAUUUUUUAAAAGCUUCUAAAUGCUUAAUACAAAGGGAGAUGCUUAUAGCUACAACAUCUAUUUUAACAAUAUUAUUUCUGUUACACUACCUUGGAUUUUGCAUGAGUAAUUAUACUAACCUGAAAUGCCAUAACAAAACAACUUGAUUGAGCAUUUUGUAACUUAAUGAGUUUCAUUUUCCCUAAAAGCUACCAUGGUGGAGUAAAAUCAGGGAAAGUUUAUGUCACCAUUGAUUUCACCAGAAUUACUUUAAUAUAUCAAAGGGGUCUACUGUGCUAGACAACAUUUUAGGGAAAAAUACUACUAAAACUGGGUGUCUCAUCAGGACAUACUGAUGAGUCCAAUGUGCCAUAAGACAUCCUAGCACAUUAAUAGCACUUUUAAUACCAAAAAAGGCACAUCAACUAAAAAGUUACUUAGUGUUUGGAAAUAAUUUUCUAGAUUUAUGAUUAAAAUUUUGUUAGGGUACUAGAUACAUCAGACUGAAGUGCCCUCUGGAAGUAAAUGGAUUUACUGAUAAGGAUGUCUUUAUGGUCUUCCCUUUGUUGUAUAAUUUUAUAGGUUAUGAUUGAUCAAAGUUUCUUUUUACUAAUGGUAAGGGUGAGAAGGCAGGUUUUGGGUUUUCUGGUACUGUUGAAAAUUGUUAAGUUUUGGCUAUUUAAAUACUUAGUCAUAACUUGAUUUAAAAAAAAAUAAAGCCUGAGAGGUGUCUCUGUAUCAAUGAAUUGGAAAGAAAGCUGCUCGUUUGCUUUGUUAAUUGCCUCAGGAUAUCUCUUUUAAAAUAAGCUGUUUUAAAAGGAACAGAAGGGAAGUCUGCUACCUAAUACACAGUGUGAACCUCAGAGCUUCUGAUACCCCUAAAUGUAGGGGGAGAAUGAGGGAGAGGAGCAGUUAAGAAUGUUUAGGAAUUUAACUACUCAAGAAUAGGAAAGGAAUCAGCCGACCUUGGACCAGCAGGUUUUUAUCUGCAUUGUUACCUGCCUUUCUCACCCAGGAAAUCAACCCUGUACUUGUUUCCUUCUUUGAAGCCAGUGUCUUGGUUGACUAAUUCUAUUUUAUUGUAACUUUAAAAAUGAAAGUUACUGUUCUAAAUUUAUAGCAGGUGCCUUAUUCUUUGCUUUGAGUCAAACCAUUCCAUAUUAGAAUUUCCCCUGGUUUACUUUAGAUAAUUGGCUUUAAGAUGUUAGGGUUUGGGUUUUUUUUAAUUGUACAAUGUAUUAAUUUGACUGUUAAAUUGCUAUAGCUAGCAAUCAUUUUACAUAUGUAAAGUUGCAUUCCCUUUGUAUUUCAUGUGUAAUUUCCUAAUUGAGAACAUUUUAUAUUAAGGAUGGAUUAUGCAUGUUUGGGUCAAUGAAAGCUGUGUCUUAUUUGAUUUAUCCUUUAAAAAUAAAGUUCCCUGAAUAUUUGAUGCCUUCUAAAAGGAAAUGAUUUUA
Leptonychotes weddellii (Weddell seal) is the source of this 2667-nucleotide messenger RNA. Its product is annotated as stress-associated endoplasmic reticulum protein 1. NCBI's taxonomy places the organism in Eukaryota, Metazoa, Chordata, Mammalia, Carnivora, Phocidae. Gene Ontology annotation, cellular component: endoplasmic reticulum. Gene Ontology annotation, biological process: endoplasmic reticulum unfolded protein response. The record is from RefSeq and is a predicted model, not a curated record.